Dermacentor silvarum is the source of this 4753-nucleotide messenger RNA. Its product is annotated as roundabout homolog 1. The transcript is spliced from 25 exons. Gene Ontology annotation, molecular function: protein binding. The coding region runs from base 158 to 4003 and encodes 1281 amino acids. Gene Ontology annotation, cellular component: plasma membrane; axon. The record is from RefSeq and is a predicted model, not a curated record. Gene Ontology annotation, biological process: cell-cell adhesion; axon guidance. NCBI's taxonomy places the organism in Eukaryota, Metazoa, Arthropoda, Arachnida, Ixodida, Ixodidae.
AGAAGGCGGCCGCGCGCCGCGGAUCACGGAGCAGCCGGUGGACGUGGUGGUCCGCAAGCACGAGCCCGUGACGCUCCGGUGCGGCGCCGACGGCGACCCUGCUCCUCGAAUCGCGUGGUUCCACGACGGGAGGCCCGUGCGCGACUCUGCCACGCGCAUGGUUCUGCCCGAGGGACAGCUGUUCUUCCUACACGUGCAACACAGCCGCCGGGAACAGGACACGGGACUCUACUGGUGCACCGCCACCAAUGCCUUGGGCGCGUCCCGCUCCCGAAACGCUAGCGUCGAACUCGCCGUUCUUCGCGACGAGUUCCGGCAGCUGCCCAAGAGCGUCCACGUGGCGGCGGGCGAUUCGGCGACGCUAGAGUGCGUGCCUCCCAGGGGCCACCCCGAGCCCACAGUCACCUGGUUCAAGGACGGCGUCCAGGUGCAGCCGGGCACGGGGCGCGUCCGCCUCCUGGCCCAGGGCGCGCUUCUGAUCGCCGACGUGCGACCCUCCGACCAGGGACGCUACGUGUGCCGGGCGGCCAACUUGCUCGGCACCAGGGACUCGCCGCCCGCGCUGCUCUCCGUGCACACGAAGCCCUAUUUCGUCCGGGUCCCGGAAGACGUGACGGCACUCGCUGAAGAAUCUGUCGAGUUUGAGUGCAAGGUCAACGGUGACCCGAAGCCAACAGUGACUUGGCGGAGAAAGGACGGAAAGAUGCCCGUCGGCAGAGCUUACGUUCAAGAGGACAAGAAUCUUCACAUUAGGAAUGUUGUACCUGCAGACGAGGGUUCGUACGUUUGUGAAAUAGAAAACAUCGUUGGAUCAACCUCCGCUUCGGCAAUACUUAUUGUACAUUCACGCCCCACAUUCCGCCUCACACCCCAGAACCAGAAAGUGGGGAUUAACGGUGUCGCCAAGUUUGACUGUCUUGCGACAGGCAACCCCCCACCAUCCGUGUUCUGGACUCGAGAAGGCAGCCAGGAGCUGAUGUUUCCUGGUAAGUCGCAUGGCCGCUUCUCGGUGAGUCAAGAAGGCACGCUUACUAUCACUGGCGUGCGAAAGGAGGACCGCGGCUACUACGUCUGCUCGGCGCUCUCUGUGGUGGGCUCCAGCAUGGCUAAGGGUCUCCUGGAGGUCAACGUUCUCACCGACCUGCCGCCUCCCAUUAUACGUUUGGGUCCGGCCAACCAAACCCUACCGGUGCACACGACCGCCCAGUUGCCAUGCGAAGUUGCUGGUACACCGAAGCCCACCGUGAAGUGGCUCUACAGUGCCGUUCCCCUAAGCAUCAAAGAUCGGCCCCGAUUCAAACUACUUGGGUCUGGCAUGUUGCAAAUCCGAGACCUCCACUUGUCUGAUAGUGGCUCGUACACUUGUAAGGCUUCAAAUGAAAAUGGUGAGACGUCUUGGACUGCGUCACUCACGGUCGAGUCACCGCAUAAUCCAAACGUGAACUUUCAUCGCUCUCCUGACCCAUCCACAUUACCUGAUCCUCCUUCCCAGCCACACGCGAUAAACACAACGGAAACUUCGAUAACCAUUACUUGGAGACGAAGCGAAAAAAUGGGCGCAUCGUCGCUAAAGGGAUACACAAUCGAGUACCAUAGCAGCGAUCUGCAGAGUGGAUGGGUUCUGGCAGCUCACCGAGUACUUAAUGAAACCUGCACUAUCCAAGCUUUGCAUCCCGACUCUCGGUAUAUAUUCAUCGUCCGAGCUGAGAAUGCGCAUGGUCUUGGAUAUCCAAGUCCUGCCUCUGAAACGAUACGAACUCCAGGACUUGCACCACAGUUUGUCCCAGACUACAACCUUGAUGAAGUGCGAGAGAAACUUAGCGCCAAUGUGGUGACCCUGCACGACAUACGCACCAUAAGCUCAACUGCCGUGAAGCUGACUUGGAAGAUACAGGGCAGCAAAGAAUUUGUGGAGGGCUUUUACAUUCGUUUUCGGGACAUGAGCGGCAGCUCGCAAACGUACAACAUUGUUACUGUUCUGAAUGGCGGAGCCCUCUCCUACGUGUUGAACGACCUGAAGAAGUUCACAAAGUACGAAAUUUUCCUGGUGCCAUUCUGCAGAAGUGUCGAAGGCCCACCGAGCAACUCCAGAACAGUUCAAACGUUGGAAGAUGUCCCAACUGCACCACCAGGUGGCGUCGAAGUCCAAGUUCUAAAUGGAACAACUGUCACUAUACUCUGGUCUCCGCCUCCACCACAACACUGCAAUGGAAGACUCAGGGGAUACAAUGUGUAUGUGGAUGGAAACUCUUCGGAUCUGCAUCUCAAUAAAAGCACAAACUCCACAGCUAAAAGUCUCACGUUAAACAACCUGAAGACAGGAAUUUUGUAUGAAGCACGUGUUGUUGCAGUGACAACCGUCGGCGGUGGACCAGCCAGCAGCCCCAUCCAUUUCAAGAUCGAAGGCACAUCAUCUUCAACAUCACUUUCUCGCCCCUUUGAAAACAUUGUUAAGCAGCCAUGGUUCAUUGCACUUUUUGGGUUCCUGCUGCUGGUAACAGCAACAAGUUCUGUCCUGUUUUUAAUACGAAAACGACGACUUGAACAAGCGAAGGCUAUUACAGCAGCACAAGUAAAUAAGCCAAAUGACUUGAGAAACUGCUUCAGUUCCGUUACUAGUCGUGCUUGCCUUAACCAUCAAGAAGCCUCGUGGAUAAACCAUAGUGUCUGGAGGCCCUCUGAGCAACCUAAGGUGGCCUUCUGUGAAACCAAGCUUCUCCACAAAAUGAACUGUGCUUCAAACGAGCAUAACUAUUCCAGUGUCUAUGCAACUUUAAAUUGCGACAUGAGUGCACCUGAGUACGCAGAAGUAGACGGUCACUAUAUGACAACAUUCAACAAGAAGGACGCUGCCUCGGUUCCAGAGCCGUAUGCCACCACCACAUUAAUAAAGACUUCGUUUCAGAAGAGCCGAAAUUGUUCAAGCACAGAUGGUGGCAGUGGAAUCUCAGCAAAAGAAGGCAGCAGAAAGUCUGAAAAAGCUUCAGACCUCGAAGUGAGGCACACCAACGAAGAUGACGUCUCAGAUCGGCUAUUGAAAGAAAACAGACUUGCUAGUCCAGGAAGCGAGUGUGGUGGUUACACAGCAGAUGACUAUGGGAUGCCUACGAAAAAGUUUCGAUUAAAAAUUUCACGAGGCGAAGAUCUCGCUACUGUACCCAUGAUGAAUUGGUCAGAAAUCAUUCCUCCACCACCAGAGAAGCCACCUAGUGAGGCGGAGUCUCGACCGAAUACUCCUGCAUCCUCCAGAGAACCGUCGCUCCGCGCUAUACAAAUUAAACAGAAACCACAAUGCUAUCGACAAGAGCAGUUAUUCAGCAGUGCUCUCAUGGACUUGGGAGCGCAGUCAUCCUUGCCUACACUGAACAGUGACCCAUCACCCUGGGGCCUCGCAGGGGAAUCAAGAGGAGCGCAAUUGAGGAGCCGCCAUGGUCAUAUUUACCACGACGCCGACGCAGAGUCGGAUAUAGAGGACAUGUCACGAAGACCGUCACUGGAGUCCAGCUUGGCUGCGGACACAGACUAUGCGCCAAGCCACGCGCCUUCGUGGACGAGUGCAACGCAGCAGAGCAACAGCUCCUGUACAAGUGGCUGCUCUAGCGGGACAAGUUCAUAUGAUGACUUUGUCUACAAUGAAGUGGACUUUGCUAGGGCACUUUCGAAGGCAGCAAGAAAUGCUGAUCAUCGAGUGAAGGGCUCAACCAUGAUCACAGGACAUCCGGCAGCAAGGCGAGGUGGUGAGGACAGUAUUGCGCAGCGGCUGAGUCACGAGCAAAAUAACGAAGUCGCCGACGUACAUCAGCAUAGGAGCAAAACGCCAAUUCAUCAAAUCAAGAAUUAUGAAUCUCAUUCCCAGAAUCAGGCACUGUCCUUUAGCCUACCUAGUCAGAAGAUUCCACGGGAGCGAGGAAUCCGGCAAGCUGAAAAUAACUCAUCUAUGCACAAGAAUGAUGUGGAAACCCGUAUCAUGGAUCUACAUGAAACGUGUCCUUUCUUCAGCUAAAGUGCUCCUGUGCUUUCGACAAACAAUGACGGCCUUCCAACGGGAUCACCGAGCGUGAUCCUGCCGCAUACGGAUGCAAAGAAAGUCAGCUCGAUGGAAAGCGAUUUUGUGCUAACCUUGGUGCGACCUUCACAGCAAGUUCUUUCAGUCGCUGAAAAUAAGAAGAGCGUCUCCGCUUACGUGAAAAGCAAAUUAUGCAAGAGGAUGUGAUACGCGCCAAAGAUAAAGUGCCAUGCAAGGUUAACGCAAUGUGACGCGCCUCGUGAAGGGGCAAGUGUACGUUCUGAGGACGCGCGGGUGUGUGCGUUUCGUUUAUGUGCGUGUGUGCUUACGUUACGCAAAAUAACUGAAUAUAUGUGCGCUGAUGUGCACGCAUGGACGUGAAGACAACUUUCUGUGUGUGUUGGAAUUCAUCGGAAUCAGUCAUGGAUAAUCCACGCGCCUCUCUCAGCCGCACCCGGCUGGCCCUUUCAAAGCAUAUCACUGAACUCAGCUCUACAGAUUGUUUUAUUGUGACGAUUGACAGGCUGCUCCACGGCAUCGGUCCUAGAUCGCACAGUAAUUGCCAACCUGUUUACUUUUCGUCGGUUUGUGUAUAGUCAAAAAGUGCGUGGACUGAUCACCCUCAUUUUUAUUUAUUGUUGCAAGCUUUAUUUAAAUUAACGUUUGUAGGUUUCAGAAUGUGUGUAAAAAGCAAAAUAAAGUCACUAGAAAUAAAGGUCACUAUCACCAACUUAAGAAAACUUGAAA